GGAGCUGUAGCCUGUUGCUUAUGUUCCUCAGAUGUGCCGCUAGCACUCAGUGAACAACACAGACGAAGUGGAGUUGAAGCUCUGCGCAGCAGCUCGUAUUUCUCCUCAUCUUCUCCUCGUGACCUUUAUCUGCUCUCAUCUGACCUCCAUCUUUUCUCAAAAAAUAAAACUAAACAUGAUGAACACAUUCGGCUGCAGACUAACAGGAUUAACGCUGUGGUGAGGGCCAGUGAAUAAUUGCUGGCCUCCAGGCAUGUGAGGCGCUCUGAGAUUGGAGGUGUGCGGAUGAAAGAUGACUUUACUGGCUGGCGAUGGCUCUGACUAUGACUACAGUGCCUUGAGCUGCCUCUCGGACACCUCGCUGAACCCACCACCCAUCCAGGAUAGCGAGGCCCUUAAGGGUGUUUACUACAAACGUGCCCGGUGCCUUGCUAAGGAUCCUGACGCCGAUGCCAGCCUCUUGCCUGGCUCCCAACGCUUACAUGCCAUCAUCAAUGUGGGUGGCCUGCGCUACCAGUUGCCAUGGAGCACGCUGGAUGACUUUCCACUGUCACGGCUAGGCCGCCUGCGUCUGUGUACAAGCUUCGAUGAGAUCAUGUGUGUGUGCGACGACUACGACGUGGCUCGAAACGAGUUCUUCUUUGACCGAAGCCCGUGUGCUUUCCGUGCCAUCCUGACGUUCCUGCGUGCCGGCAAGCUGCGUGCUUUGAGGGACACUUGCGCUCUGUCCUUCCGGGAAGAACUGCUGUACUGGGGUGUCCCAGAGGAAAAGCUGGAGUGGUGCUGUCGAAGGCGCCUGAUUCAGCGCAUAGAGGAGCGAGACGAGCUCGAAAGGGUGGCCGAUGAAGAUGAGGAAGAAGAGGAUGAUGAGAGUGACAGAGGUGGUAGGGAGGAAGGCACUGAUAGAGAAUCUCGACUGGGCCGCUGCAUGGUCAAGCUAAGAGACAUGGUGGAAAGGCCGCACUCAGGUCUUCCCGGAAAGAUCUUCGCUUGCCUCUCAGUGCUUUUUGUCACUAUCACAGCCAUUAAUCUGUCCAUAAGCACCAUGCCUGCCAUGAGGGAGGAGGAAGAAAAUGGCAAAUGCUCCCAGAUGUGCUACAACAUCUUCAUUGUGGAGACCGUGUGUGUGGCAUGGUUUUCUCUUGAGUUUACACUGCGCUUCAUUCAGGACCGCAGCAAGCUGGCCUUCCUCCGUCAUCCGCUCAACCUGAUUGACGUGGUGGCCAUCUUGCCCUACUACAUCACCCUGGCUGUGGAUGGCACCUCCACGGGCUCGGGCAGCAGCUAUCUGGACAAAGUUGGGCUUGUUCUGCGUGUCCUGCGGGCUCUGCGCAUCCUGUACGUGAUGCGUCUGGCACGGCAUUCACUCGGGCUUCAGACGCUGGGCCUUACAGCACGCCGCUGCACGCGCGAGUUCGGCCUGCUGCUGCUGUUCCUGUGCGUGGCCAUCGCGCUCUUCUCCCCGCUCCUGUACCUGAUCGAGAACGAGGUGGCGGCCACGCAGGAGUUCAGCAGCAUCCCGGCCACAUACUGGUGGGCGGUGAUCACGAUGACGACGGUGGGCUACGGUGACAUGGUGCCACGCAGCAUACCUGGCCAGGUGGUGGCACUCAGCAGCAUCCUGAGCGGCAUCCUUCUCAUGGCCUUCCCCGUGACAUCCAUCUUCCACACGUUCUCCCGUUCCUACGUGGAGCUGAAGCAGGAGCAGCAGCGCCUCCUCCAGCGGCGGACUCACUUCCUCUUGCGAGGGCGCGUGCCCGGCCUCGGGAGUAACGGGUCACUAGAGAGCGACGUCCUGUUUCCCAGCGCCUCGUCCGACCCGAGAGACCUCGAGGACUGAAACGAAAAACACGGCAGAUGACGUGAAUAAGGACAGAGAACUUUUAGACGUCAGUUUUCAGCAAUCUGAACUUUGAACCGAGGUCAAAGUAUGCUUAGCUGUUUUUCAGGAGUCAGCCAUUAACCGACACAGGGUGAAUUCAGGUGCAGCAGAUAAAAUGAUCACAUCUCUAAGUGGCGGUUUCCUACUUCUGUUCUUAAAUUGAAUACACUGGGGGGAGAAAUGGUAUGAGAACGUACGUUUACGGCAUUUGGUAGACGCCCUUAUCCGGAUCGACUUACAUUUAUCUCAUUUAUACAUCUGAGCAGUCGAGGGUCAAGGGCCUUGCUCAAGGGCCCAGCAAAUUUCCCAUCAAUUCAUUGCUUCAUUGCUUAUACUAAACUUAACUAAACAAGUUCUAAGUAAUCGAAUGCAUUAUGUAUGCAUGAGCGAUUCACACUGUAUUAACCGAAACCAUGAGACAGUCACGAGACUGUCGGCGCUGACCGGAAUGAUAACUACCUGCUGUGGUCGUACAGCGCAGUUGCAGCACACGCAUUUAUUUCAGGGCUUUGAAAAUACACGAUCGAAUCAUGUCGGAUGUAUGAAAACGAGCUAUCUUACUGUAACUCGGUGAAAUCACAUGGAACCGACGUUCACAUUUGAAUUCAACGAGCUUCUUUCUUUUCAGUCUACGAACGUGGAAAAAAUAUCGAAGAUUUCCCAAACCCUGUUAAUAGACACUGUAUGGCCAAAAGUACGUCGUCAUGGCACCUACAUGAACGUCUUCGCUAAACAUUUGCCACGGAACGCACAGUUGUCUGUAACGUCUUUGCAUGCUGUAGCAUUAAGAUUUACCCUCAGGAACGAACAGGCCCAAACAUAAUAUUCCAGCAUGACCAUGCCCCUGUGCACAGAGUGAGGUCUGGAAAGACAUGGUAUUUCCAACGCUGGAGUGGAAUCUGGAAUGGGAUGUUCAAAAAGCACCUAUUAGUAUGAGGGUCAGGUUUCCACAAAAAUCUAGCCCAUGUAGUGUAUGUGUCCCAAAUGAACAAAUGUGCCAUUAAAUAUGAGCUUUUAUUAUUAUUAUUAUUAUUAUUAUUAUUAUUAUUAUUAUUAUUAUUAUUAAUGGCAGAAAGCUUAAAAAAGUUGGAAAUUCAAAUAAUAAUUUUAAAAAAACUGUCCCAAUAUAUCUGAAUUCACCCUAUUAAAAUGCCCAUUAUACAAAUAUACGUUGUUCUCCUUUCUAACCGUUACAAUUCCCGUGAUAUAAAAACAAAGAGGAGGGUCCCAUGUUUAAAGUAAUCAAGCGAACUACUUAUUCCUUAAAUGGUUAUAACCUGUAAUCUAAUAUGUAUUGUUUGUAUGUAUGUAUUUAUUCCUCAUAUUUCUGAAUAUUGCCAACUUCAAAGCACGAGUUUAAAUCUAAAGAACGUCCUGUCCUACACUAUAGGCUAUUUAAGCACAACGCCCUAAGGCUACGUUUAACACAUUAAACGCACUAAUCACAUAAAGAGCCAGAUCAAUGGUCUACUACUGUUGAAUGAAUGCAGAAUUUUGUUUUGUGACUUGAAGAGUGAUUUCUUAAAUACACACAUGGAGUAUUAAAGGAAUAAAUUUCUUUUGAUUUGUGUUGGUGAAGAUUUACUCUUUACAUACAACUUCUCAAGGAUACAUGGUACAUUGUAGCUCUGAUUAUGUUCACUUGAAUUGUUUGUUCCUGUGGAUUGUU
Messenger RNA from Ictalurus punctatus (channel catfish), 3551 nucleotides. It is a transcript of the gene kcng1, whose product is annotated as potassium voltage-gated channel, subfamily G, member 1. The coding region runs from base 293 to 1840 and encodes 515 amino acids. Lineage: Eukaryota; Metazoa; Chordata; Actinopteri; Siluriformes; Ictaluridae. The transcript is spliced from 3 exons. Gene Ontology annotation, molecular function: delayed rectifier potassium channel activity. The record is from RefSeq and is a predicted model, not a curated record. Gene Ontology annotation, biological process: regulation of delayed rectifier potassium channel activity; potassium ion transmembrane transport; protein homooligomerization. Gene Ontology annotation, cellular component: membrane; voltage-gated potassium channel complex.